Lasiodiplodia theobromae is the source of this 2112-nucleotide messenger RNA. Its product is annotated as Alpha/beta fold family hydrolase. The transcript has 3 exons. The coding region runs from base 1 to 2112 and encodes 703 amino acids. Lineage: Eukaryota; Fungi; Ascomycota; Dothideomycetes; Botryosphaeriales; Botryosphaeriaceae. The record is from RefSeq and is a predicted model, not a curated record.
AUGUGGCAUUCCAAGUCAUCAUUGCCCGGUUAUAGCGCCGUCCGCUACGCCUUCAAGGGCAUUCGCGAUAGCGGCCUCCACGAAUGCGCGAGGCGCAGCAUGAGAAUCGUUCUUGAUACCGCCGGUGAGGGUGAGGCGGACGCGCAAACUCCAGCCACUAGCAACAAUAGCGGUCGUGUCGGCGGCCUGCUGCCUGCUACUAUUGUUCCUUUCACUGCUAUUCAUGACGGCGCUACUGUGCGCGCGAACAGUUCUACAUCAUUUCCUGUCUAUUCGUCCACCGACCGCACCCUUCCAGCCGACACUCCGCCUUCAUCCUCCAAGCGCCGUCUUUUCGGCCAAACCCUGACCAUCUCACUCCAAGCUAACUCAGCUGCGAUCGCAAACAUGUCGCCUGGAUCGGGCGGCGCUGGCACUCCCGCCACUCCUCGCAAAUCAACGUCGUCUCGCCUCGCUGGCUCCACUGCUACCUCCAUGGACACCGAUACAUCCAAGAAGCGCUCGCCUACGAGCAAGAAGACGCCUCGCGCGAAGCCCCGCCAAGCUACCUCUCGCGAUAAGUCUGCGACCGGAUCCUCUCCUGCCAGCUCUGCCAUUAAGAAGCGCGAGCGUUCUCGCCGCAAGCCCGCGCCCAAGCCCGUCACUCCGCCCAAGAAGAAGGUCCGCGUCUUGAAGUACUACAUCUGGGCCCCCAAGAGCCCCAGGGCUAACACCGAGUUACCCGAGCAGCACGAUGGGGCCUUCGGCGCCGUCUUCAACCCAUACGGACUCAAGCAGCCGAAGUUCCGUCUGCCAGAGUACUCUUCUCUCGGCCACAGCACUUCGAAGACAAGCUCCGUGAGCGGUCUGCAGCAAGCCUCUGCUUAUCAAGCCGCACCUUCUGCCAGCCGUCGCCGUUACUCUUCUAGUCCUCUUUUCAUGGAGCGCGAGAAGCCCAUGGUCAUCAAGAAGAGUAAGGCUAAUGGUGGCGUUAAGACCAUCAAGAGCGCCUCCAAGACCAAAGCGAGAGCCGCAAGUGCUUCUCCUCCUAAGACUACCAAGAAGGCGCGCGAUGCUACUACCUAUCCCGCCGCCAACGGUUCCGCCGGAAGCUCCGCCAACAAAGCUAUCCGCAGACACGCCGGUGGUUCCAAGAACACCACCUACAUGGAGAACUUCGCUCGCUCCAGAGCCAGCGCCACUACUCAGGACACUGCUACCGCCGCCAACGGCCACAAGAAGCGCCGCCCUUCCAUCUCCACCAAGCGCGGUCGCUCUGUUUCCGCAUCCAGGGCUUCUGCUCAGGACGACAGCUCUCAGUUCAGGACCAGCGUCCCCUCCACUCCUCCUCCUCGUCGCAAGCAGCGCGCCGCCAUCGCGCCCAUGACGACUUCGGCGGCGACCAUCAAGGCCUACUACAACUCCGCAACGCCGGCCAAGAGGUCCGCCAGCCGUUCUCGUUCUCGUUCCCGUUCCCGUUCCCGUUCUCGUGCGCGUUCUGCUUCGGGUUCGGCCUCCUCGACGGCGGCCAAGACUACUCAGGACGACGACGACGAUGGCGAGGAGGAGGAGCAGCGUCCGAAGAAGAAGCUCAAGAAGGAUACCGACACGCGCACCACGACCAAGGCUAAUAAUAAGCGCAAGGCUGACAGUAGCACCUCUAACGUGCCUCGUCGCAACACUUUCAUGUACAGCAGCACUCCGACCCAGAGUGACGACGGAGCAAAUGGAGCGGAGCCUCCUAAGAAGAAGCUCAAGAAGAAGAUCGACACGCGCACGACCAAGGCUAAGCGCAAAGCUGGCGGCGGCGGCAGCAGCAGCACCUCUAACUUGCCUAACAAGUUCAUGUACAGCAGCACUCCGACGCAGAGUGACGAUGGAGGAAGUGGAGCGAAAGAUUCGGUUGUGGGAGGAGACACGCCGCAGAGCAAGAAGCGCGUCAGGAAGAACGGCGUUGCCGGCGGCGUUAAUGGCCGUAGGGGUGCUGCACGUUCGGCUUCUCCAAAUGCCCGCGGCAAGCUGGGCGAAGAGGACGAGGCCAGCCGCAGUGCUGCUCCUGUCGCCGGUUAUGAUGGUGCCGAUGACGAUAUUGACGAUUGUGAGAAGUGGCUUGACAUCUUGGCCUCCUUGUAG